AAACCAGCUCCUCGAUCGUUGCAGUGUCCUCCAAGCAGCUAGUUCAUCUCCACACCGCUUUCAUUCCUCCGCGACUAUGGCUCGAGUUCGCGAGCUCAUGCUGCUUGCAGUCGUCGCCUGCGUCCUGGCGAACGUCGCGACGGCGUUCACGACGGGGUCGUGCAUCAGGGAGGCGGGGCAGCUGGUCAAAGUGCUGGACGCGCAGCCGAAGCUGUACAGCGCCAUCUCCGCCGAGCUCAAGAAGCUCGUCACGGCUGUCCAGAAGGGUUACGACGUUAGCGAGUUCUACGACAGCACGCUGCUGAUCCCCACCAAUGCCGCGCUCGCCGCGGCGAAGGUGGACGCGACGAAGAUCAAGAACAACGAGAAGCUGUACCGCCUGCACAUCCUGGACAGCCAGGACGACAACCUCAAGACGUCCGUCGGCAUGACGCCCGCCACGUCGCUGCCCGGCAAGAAGCUCCGCGUCUUCAAGGCGCCCGCCGCGCCCUUCAAAGUGGCGCUGGGAGUGGUGGGGUCGACGAAGCCGGCCGCUCUGGUGCUGGCGCACCUGCACACGGGCACGGGCAACUGCUUCGAGGCGUACGGCAUCGACCGGGUGCUCGCGUAGCUGCUCUUCUCCUGGAAUGGGGUUUUCCGCGGCGCUGCCGCUCAUUGGGGGGGAGAAAUCGAGUGCAUUGUACGCUCGGAUUUGUGUGGUAACUAAUAUCCUCUAGCGGUGUUCUGAAUUGUAGAUCGCCCUUGGAGUGGACCCGCUUUGUUCCUCACACCUGCCGUUUUACUAGUUGCUGCAUGUUUUGCACGCGCCCAGAGAUGUAUUAUUGCAAGGAAUGAUCAGUCAAAUGUGGUUU
Messenger RNA from Closterium sp. NIES-67, 851 nucleotides. NCBI's taxonomy places the organism in Eukaryota, Viridiplantae, Streptophyta, Zygnematophyceae, Desmidiales, Closteriaceae. The record is from the annotation of a GenBank genome assembly.